AUGAGGCCCGCUGCCAAAGAGGAGGUGUUGCCACCAAUCCUGGAAACCAAGCUGGAGCACCAGCCAGACCCAUCCCAGUUGGAGCCUCAAUCUCCAAGCCCCAUGGAAAUAUCUGGAUGUGCCCCAUCAGAGGACGUGCUGUGCCAGGCUUUUUCUGAUGUCUUGCUUGAUGUGGGAGAUGUAGAUGAGAAAGAUGGUAGCGAUCCAAACCUCUGCAGCAACUACGUGAAGGACAUCUACAAGUAUCUGAGAGACCUUGAGGAGAAUCAACCAGUCAGACCCAAAUAUCUGGCUGGCCAGGAAAUCAAUGGGAACAUGCGUGCCAUACUAGUAGACUGGCUUGUGCAAGUACAGGUAAAAUUCAGACUCCAGCAGGAGACCUUGUACAUGGCAGUUGCUAUCAUGGAUCGCUUUCUGCAGGACAACCCUGUUUCCAAGAAGAUGUUGCAGCUAGUUGGUGUCACAGCUAUGUUCAUUGCCAGCAAAUACGAAGAGGUAUUUCCCCCGCUCAUUGGAGACUUCACUUAUGUAACUGAUCACACUUACACAAAGCUCCAAAUCUGCCAGAUGGAGAUGAAGAUCCUGCAAGCCCUGGACUUUGGUCUGGGUUGCCCUCUCCCUCCACACUUCCUAAGAAGGGCGUCAAAGAUUGCAGAGGUGGACUUUGAACAGCAUAAUCUGGCCAAGUACCUGAUGGAGUUGUCCAUUGUGGACUAUGAUAUGGUUCACUUCCCUCCAUCCAAGACUGCAUCAGCUGCUUCCUGUUUGGCUCUGAAACUCCUCAAUGGAAGCGAGUGGACACCAACUCUGCAACACUACAUGGCUUAUACCGAGAGUGAUCUUCUCCCAGUUAUGCAGCACAUAGCAAAGAACCUAAUUCUUGUGAAUGAGGGCAUUACCAUGCAUAAAGCAAUCAAGAACAAAUAUGCCAGCAGCAAAAAUGCCAGGAUAAGUACCAUUGAACAGCUGGAUUCAUCUCUUAUAUGGAAUCUGGCCCACCCUCUGAUUAAAAAGUAG
Molecule: messenger RNA, 1017 nt
Organism: Balearica regulorum gibbericeps (East African grey crowned-crane)
Lineage: Eukaryota; Metazoa; Chordata; Aves; Gruiformes; Gruidae
Source: RefSeq, a predicted model, not a curated record